AUGGUUGGCCGUCCUAUUGUCAUUUCCGGUCCUUCGGGAACCGGUAAGUCCACUCUUUUGAAAAAACUGUUCGCUGAGUACCCAGACCGUUUCGGAUUCUCUGUGUCCAACACAACAAGAAGCCCUAGACCGGGUGAAGUUGAUGGUAAGGACUACAACUUCUCCACUGUUGAGGAAUUCAAGAAGCUCAUCGAUGACAACAAAUUCAUCGAAUGGGCUCAGUUCUCCGGCAAUUACUACGGAACUACCAUCAAGGCUGUCCAGGCGGUUGCUGAGGUUUUGAAGAGAACGUGCAUUUUGGACAUUGAUAUGCAGGGAGUUAAGUCGGUCAAGAAGACUGACUUGAACGCGAGAUACUUGUUCCUCGCACCACCUUCGAUUGACGAGCUCAAGAAGAGACUCGAGGGAAGAGGCACCGAGACCCAGGAGUCUAUCGACAAGAGGAUCGCCGCUGCCAGUGCUGAAAUGGCUUAUGCUGAGACCGGAGCUCACGAUCUGAUUAUAGUUAACGAUGAUCUGGACAAGGCCUACAAGCAGCUCAAAGAUUUUGUUCUUGCUGAGGACUAA
This is a messenger RNA of Kuraishia capsulata CBS 1993, 567 nucleotides long. RefSeq lists its product as uncharacterized. The record is from RefSeq and is a predicted model, not a curated record. Gene Ontology annotation, biological process: purine nucleotide metabolic process. Gene Ontology annotation, cellular component: cytosol. The coding region runs from base 1 to 567 and encodes 188 amino acids. The transcript has a single exon. Lineage: Eukaryota; Fungi; Ascomycota; Pichiomycetes; Pichiales; Pichiaceae. Gene Ontology annotation, molecular function: GMP kinase activity.